Molecule: messenger RNA, 1431 nt
Organism: Punica granatum (pomegranate)
Lineage: Eukaryota; Viridiplantae; Streptophyta; Magnoliopsida; Myrtales; Lythraceae
Source: RefSeq, a predicted model, not a curated record
UUGCACGAGCAGAGGACGGAUCCCAAUCAACGGAAAGCUCAACCCUCUGUAAUAAGAAGUUUCCGAGUCUGAGCUCUCGAGAUCCCAACAUCCAACUGCCAUGGCGGAGAAGAGAACUCAGAUCGCCAUCCUCGGAGCCGGCAUCUUCGUCCGUUCUCAGUACAUCCCCAGGCUCUCCGAGAUCUCCGAUCUCGUCCUCGUCAAGGCCAUCUGGAGCCGCACCGAGGAGUCAGCGAGAGGAGCAGUUGACAUUGCCAGAAAGCACUUUCCGGAAGUGGAGUGCAAGUGGGGGGACGAGGGUCUUGAAGAGAUUAUAAGAGAUGAAUCAAUCCCUGCUGUUGCUGUAGUCUUGGCUGGACAGACUCAGGUUGAUAUGUCACUGAGGCUGCUAAAAGCGGGAAAGCAUGUUCUUCAAGAAAAACCCGCGGCAGCUUCUACUACUGAGAUAGAAAUGGCUCUGGCAAGCUACAAUUCUAUUUUGGCAAACUCGCCUGGUCAACCAAUUUGGGCUUUGGCAGAGAAUUAUCGUUUUGAACCUGCAUUUGUUGAGGGCAAAAGUUUAUUGGCUGAAAUUGGAGACAUGAUGACUGUCCAAGUAAUUGUUGAAGGAUCAAUGAACAGUUCCAACCCAUACUUCUCUAGCUCAUGGAGGCGCAAUUUUAGUGGCGGUUUCAUACUUGACAUGGGAGUGCAUUUUAUUGCUGGGUUGAGGAUGCUCGUUGGAUGUGAGAUCACCUCUGUGUCCGCUACAACCUCUCAUGUGGACUUGAAUUUACCUCCACCAGAUAUCAUAUCCUCUGCCUUUCAACUGGAAAAUGGAUGUCCCGGAGUUUUUGUAAUGGUGGUAUCUUCCCAGUCGCCCAAGAUAUUCUGGCGGGUCGUUGGGUUGAAGGGAACUGUGCAGGUUGAUCGUGGGACCCAAGACGGGAGACAUGGUUAUGUGGUUUCCUUCUAUGGCGCCGAUGGUCAGUGCAAGAGCACCUUCUAUCCUUUCAGCGGAGUGACUGAAGAACUAAAAGCCUUUCUACAUGAUGUAUCGACAGUGACGGUCAAGGUGAAGGAGAGUGGAUAUAAAGCCGAGCCACGCUGCUCAUUUGUUGAAGGAGCUCGGGAUGUUGCUGUGCUGCUCGCAAUGCUCGACUCAGGAAAUAAACGCGGAGAAUUAGUCCCUGUGACCAAAUACUAGCUUCAUCCGGACCCUUUGCAGGUGGUGGGCAAGGGAAUGUACCAUUACUUCACAUUUUUUCAAGUUCUUAAUCAUCCACAUUGCGACAAGUCGCUUCGGUUCUCGAUUUGAACCUGUAAUUUCUCUGAAAUGCACGUAUAUCGCGCAUAAACUUGGAAGCAUGAAAGAACUGUAAUUUUAAGAUUUCAACUUUCAUUCGAGAAAACUCUCGUCACACAAGGCAAUAAAUUUUUCAUUCUGGAUAA